AUGAUCCAUCUACUGUUUCUGGUGCUCUUCGCGGAAGGGGCGGUGGCUUUCCUGCUGAUGGUGAAGAUCGGGCCGCUGAGGGAGCUCACCAUGCGAGGGCUGGACCAGCUCAAGACGGGCAAAGGCCCGGCGACCAUGAAGACCUUGGCGUGCACCUUGGGAGUGAUCUUCCUGUCGAGCUUGACGAGCAUCAUCAAGAUCCAGAACAGGGGCGCCAAGCUCGGCACCGUCACUCCCAUGGACCAGGUCCUGUGGAGGACCCACCUCCUCGAGACCUCCCUCACUGGUACGCUUCAGGAGAGAACGUCGCCCUUCUCGCCAUUAGGGUUUGAGCAUCUCUCUUCGAAGAUUGUGAAAAACCUAGAAAGUAUUUGAACGAAGGCCCAGAAUGGAACAAUGGAAGGACGAAUGAAGGGAAAAAAAAAACUUGGCCUUUUUUAACCGUCCCCAAAAAAAUAUCUCGCAUCAUAUGUUCCCUAAAUAAUCAUCAUUACUGGUGUUUUGAUCGCUUCCUCUCUGUAAUUCUGCAGGCUACGCCCUGUUCCUGGCCUUGGUGAUCGAUCGACUGCAUCACUACCUCCGCAAGCUGAUCGAUCUGAGGGAAGCUGCUGGUUCCUUCAAGGAUGACAUGACGAAGCUUAGGAAGGAGCUCGGUUCCCUCAGGGGGAAGGACACUGAAGCUUCCAACCAGGCGAGGUCGCUCCGGGAGGAGGUGGCUGGCCUGGGAGAGACGUUGCGGCGGCUGAAGGCGGAGGCCGAGGGGAAGGAGAAGCGGGCGGCGGCGGCGGAGGCCCACGUCGCCGCCCUCCAGAAGCAGCUGGAGGACCUCUUGCUCGAGUAUGACCGCCUGCUUGAGGACAACCAGAUCCUCCAGAGCCAGGCUCUGGCUUUCAGAGGCUGA
Messenger RNA from Spirodela intermedia, 901 nucleotides. Lineage: Eukaryota; Viridiplantae; Streptophyta; Magnoliopsida; Alismatales; Araceae. The record is from the annotation of a GenBank genome assembly.